UACGAAACCGUUGGAUGUUAUAAGGACACCACAAAUCGAACAAUCUCAAGUCUAGAAGGACAGGACCCAAUUUUAGAUGGACCAUUCACGGAACGAGAAAACGCCAUUUCCAAAUGCGCGUCGGCUGCCAUCAAAGCGGGUUUCAUUAUUUUUGCAAUUCAGGAUGGUGGUCAGUGUUUCUCUAGUGCCACAGCACCGCGAACGUUUGACAAAUAUGGAGAAUCAAAUGAUUGUCAGUCUGAUGGGGAAGGAGGAAGGAUGGCCAAUCACGUUUAUUACAUCAAAGGUACGAUAUAAUGGUCAUAAAAAAAACGCAACUUGGACCAGAUCUCUUUCUGUAUAACGGCAAAAGUUUUGCUUACCGUAUUUAUUCGAUUAACCGCCCAGGGGCGCUUAUUAAAUUUUUGGACCUUGGGAGUGGGCGCUUAUUCGAGGUGAGCGCCUAUUCGUGGCUGGGCGCUUAUUAAAUUUUCACCAUUUUCAACAAGUAUAGUAUGUUUAUUUUGCAACAAAACAAUAAAUGGUAACAACGAAAUGCGAACAUGUAACAAAGCAAAGUUUCCUUAAACUACCCCUACUCUUAACAAAACUCCAUCUUCGGGGAAGUCUCUUUAUGUUAAUACUUUUUCAAUUUCAUUAUAACCCAAGUGGGUGGGGUGGGGGUGGGCGCUUAUUAACUUUUUCCGCCUUUAGGAUGGGCGCUUAUUUGAGGUGUGCGCUAAUUCGAGGUUGGGCGCUUAUUCGAAUAAAUACGGUAUGUCAAAAGAAAAGUAGCGAAUUAAAUAAAACCUGAACACGUGUGGACGUGGCCUAAUUACGCGGGAUGACGUAGUCAGCCAGCGUCAUAAAUUCGGUUGCGCAUUCCUGUCGUAUUUUUUGGUUAUUAAUUAGUACCAUCGCAAAUUCCAUUUUUCAGGAUAUGAUAGCGUUGGAUGCUACAGAGAUACCGAAGAUCGAGCAAUUCCACCCCUGGAGGGGAUGGAUCCUAUUUUGGACGGACAGUACCAAGUUCGAAAAAAUGCUAUUGCCAAGUGUGCGGUAGCUGCAAUAAGAGCAGGUUACCAUAUGUUUGGUGUUCAGUAUGGCAGAUGGUGUACAUCCAGUGCGUCAGCUCCACAAACAUUUGACAAAUAUGGGGAAUCUAACGACUGUGGAGCUGAUGGCGAAGGUGGACCUUGGGCCAAUCAUGUUUACAAAAUAAUAGCAUGA
Porites evermanni is the source of this 1209-nucleotide messenger RNA. The record is from the annotation of a GenBank genome assembly. Lineage: Eukaryota; Metazoa; Cnidaria; Anthozoa; Scleractinia; Poritidae.